This is a messenger RNA of Penicillium brevicompactum, 405 nucleotides long. RefSeq lists its product as uncharacterized. Lineage: Eukaryota; Fungi; Ascomycota; Eurotiomycetes; Eurotiales; Aspergillaceae. The record is from RefSeq and is a predicted model, not a curated record. The transcript is spliced from 4 exons. The coding region runs from base 1 to 405 and encodes 134 amino acids.
AUGGAUAUCACAGAAAAUCCCUCUGUCGAUAGCAACCCUCCCAGUGAGAAUAGCCCUAGAGAAGUGGAAAUCACUGCAUUGAGCGAGGAGAAUAUUUGCCGGUCUCCACAGCGAAAUACUUUUGAUCUUUUGCUCGCAUGUGUCAAGGAAUUGGAUGAGCGAACCCAAACAAUCGAAAAUUGCUUCCAAGAGCAGGCAGCGUACAACGCUAGGCUACAGAUAGAAAUGGAACAACUGCGCGACGAGGUUCAUGGCUUCAAAGAGAGAGAGUUCGGCUUGAAAACUCGUGUGAAUAGCAUAUGCAAGUCGCUGGGAAUUUCGACUAUUCAGGGAAAUCCAGCGCGCCUACCCAAGGCGGCGCGCCAGAGGCGUGCUAGGAUCAAGCAAGAACCUGGUUCUGCAUGA